GAGGCCUCACAAACUUAAAUUCAUACCAGAAACAGAAAGGGACAUUUCAAUUUCAAGCUUCAAGGAGCAAAACUAACAAGGGAAAGAAUGGAAAACCAGGGGCUAAAGUUUCACCACUUUAGCCAUGAACAUCCGUUGGAGCAUACCAAUUCACCUCCCAAACAGAACAAGACUUGUGCUGGUUGCAAUCUCAUGAUACUGCCUGGUAAGGACUACUACAGCUGCCCAACAUGCUCAUUUUUCCUGCACCAAGUGUGCUACAACAUGCCCCCAAAAACGCGUCACCCGGCUCAUCCAAGCCACUACCUGAACCUCCAUCCUUCUCCACCUUCAAGCACCAAAGGGCCCCUGAAUUGUCAGGCUUGCGGAAAUCAUGUCACCGGAUUUUACUAUGAUUGCUCCGAUUGCGGCCUUUACUUCCAUGGCUUGUGCUCAGGCCUGCCCAUUUGCAUUGCUAUUCCAUCCCACCCUCAUGCAUUGAAAUUGUCAUUUUCACCCCCAUUCGAUUUAUGUUGUGAUCUCUGCAAUGAGCCAGGUUAUGAUGGGUGGCUGUAUAGAUGUCUCAUUUGUGAGUUUGAUACUCAUAUUUCUUGUGCCAUUUCUAACCAGACAGGUCUUCAAACUCCCCAAAAUGGAACUCCACUGCUGUCCACCAGCACGUUUUCGAGGCAGACUAAGCAUUCUGCAGCAUCUUCUUUUGGGAUCAGUGUAGCAGAAAAUUACAAUAUUGAAGGCAAUGAACUGUUGCAGUUGGUAAGGCAGAAAGUUUCCAAGGGCAACUUUAAAAGUAUUGGCUGGGAUGAGAGAUUAUAUUCUCCUAAACAAAAUUUCAAUGUUAGAGUUAGCAAAUUUGGACAUGGUGGACCAGAUCAAACAGAUGCAGGCAUGGCCAUCACUUCUUCGAAUCCAAAAGAUCCAGCAACUCCUAUUUCUGAAGACAUGACUUUGACUCCAAGUUAUCAAUUCAGCGAAGCAUGUUUUUCAAUAGAUUUGGCCAAGUCUUAUUCAUCUUAUGGUCAGAAUAUUCAAGCAAAGAAGGAAAGUGAUGAACAAGGUCCAAAGGGUACUUCUGAUGUUCGAGGAACAUUUAGCUACAGCGAUAGUACUACUGUCCCCAACAAGAUUUCGAGCAAUUCGAAACCAGCAAAACAACCCAGUUUUGUUAGUGGACCUGGUACUAAUUAUUCCAAUAAAACUGGACCAGAAAGUAGGCUGAAUGAAGCAUUGUUGAUUGAAGGUGACACUCUUAAAAGAAAGGAAUUUGGCCCAAAGGAGAAGAGAAAAGCUGGUGAAACAAUGGUGAGAUCGACGGUCGGAAAUCAGAGUACUAAAUCAGAGACAGAAAUUUCCAGCCCUUCAUGUUGGCAGAGUCUCUUUGGUUGCUGCAAUCCAGGGUAUGAAAGAAGCACCAACUUAAGUUUUUAGAAAGCCAGAAGCAUAAGAAAACUU
Prunus mume (Japanese apricot) is the source of this 1449-nucleotide messenger RNA. RefSeq lists its product as uncharacterized. NCBI's taxonomy places the organism in Eukaryota, Viridiplantae, Streptophyta, Magnoliopsida, Rosales, Rosaceae. The record is from RefSeq and is a predicted model, not a curated record.